Molecule: messenger RNA, 666 nt
Organism: Penicillium brevicompactum
Lineage: Eukaryota; Fungi; Ascomycota; Eurotiomycetes; Eurotiales; Aspergillaceae
Exons: 2
Coding region: 1-666 (221 amino acids)
Molecular function (GO): hydrolase activity
Source: RefSeq, a predicted model, not a curated record
AUGGCCCAUGGCACUCUCGCCGAGAUGCAAGCACAGCUUCAGUGGCUAUCGUCCCAGCCACAUUCACACAAGAUUGUGAUUGCAGGAAACCAUGAUAUACUCCUCGACGAAUCGUGCGACACGAAGUUUUUGACCCGCAGUGGAGACAUUGUCGCGGAGCGCAAAGAAUUGGAUUGGAACGGGAUUCAAUAUCUGCAAGAUGAGGCGAGUUUGGUCGAUGGGCGUUCCAAUGCCCCCCCGAUUCGCGACGUGUGGACCGGUCGGGUACCCGAUGAUACCGAUAUCCUGGUGGUGCACGGUCCCCCGGCCUUCUACGGAGACUGUGAUGGAGAGAAGAAACCAUCUGGAGAAGUGAAAGUGAAGGGCGGUGGAUAUCUCUUACGCGAGAUCCGCAGAGUCAGGCCCAAAAUGGUAAUCUGCGGCCACAUCCAUGGGGCAUUUGGCCUUGUUUCUAUUAAGCACGAUGGGAAUCAAGAUACCUUGGACGGACUGCGGAUGCGCUGGGAUGAUUGCAACCCACUCAGAGCUUUGAGCCAUAGGUUGUGGAGCAAAGCUAUCGCGAGAGACCUCGUGCAUCAACAAGAAACACUUGUCGUGAACGCUGCCGUGGCGCCCGGGCCGGGGACAAACAAGCCCAAGAGCGCUAUUGCCAUUGACCUACAUUAA